Molecule: messenger RNA, 832 nt
Organism: Amoebophrya sp. A25
Lineage: Eukaryota; Dinophyceae; Syndiniales; Amoebophryaceae
Source: the annotation of a GenBank genome assembly
AUGCCCCGAGGACCUGGGGGUGACGAUGCAGCUGCCGACGACUAUAGCACUCUCUUGCUGAACACUGGGGAUGAGGACGGUUACGGUUUCGCUCGCAAAGAUAACACGAAUGCCCACUACGGGACACCCAAUGUGCUGAGAGACGAUGCUAUUGGACAUGAGUCAAAUACAGCUACAGCACCUGUGAUCGAAGUCCACCACGUGAGCUAUCACAAAAGUACGAAGUUUCCGGAACAAGAUAUCCAGGGACACACGCAAGAACAGUUGAACACAGCUCCACGCGCAAAAAUGCUUCGACAAGGAACCGGCUUUAUUAGGGAUCCCGGACCAAGUGCAACACUAUGGCCUUGCCGAUUCUCUCCAUAACCGUCCCUGACCACCUUUGACUUUGUCCCUCACUCAUUGAUUUUGAUGUGAUUUAGGUAUUGAAGAAAAAUAAGAUUUUUUAAGUUUAGCAGUCUUAUAAACAUUUGGCACUAGACAGCUGCACUGCGCUUCAAUUUCUUUUUACUUCGUAAGGAUGAUAUAUUUUCUUUACAAUUUGCAACAUAUCCUGUUCGUCUACUUCGACUGCGAGUUCCUCCUUUUCAUGCCAAGUCCCGCACGUACACGCACAGGGGCUGAGUGGCCUCGUGGCGAGUAGGCUGUCGGUCACGACGAUGACAAUGCGACGAUCUGUUUUUAAGAACAUGAAAAGAUCUAUACACAAACUGUCAAGACUUGGGCCAGCUGUCAGUUCUGGAGGCUUCUUCGCGACGAUUGGGAAGAAGCUUUCGCUGGUCGAUGGCGGAGCAGACGAUGACUCAGACGGUGUCGGCAUUUUUUCGUGGAU